Messenger RNA from Momordica charantia (bitter melon), 1517 nucleotides. Its product is annotated as lipase. The record is from RefSeq and is a predicted model, not a curated record. Gene Ontology annotation, biological process: lipid metabolic process. Lineage: Eukaryota; Viridiplantae; Streptophyta; Magnoliopsida; Cucurbitales; Cucurbitaceae.
ACAUAGUAGUUUUCCGUCGGGCCUCCGUUUGUUGAAGAAAAUUUCCUUCAUCGGCAAGCACUGAUUGUACACGCUUAGGUGCUUCCAAACGCGGCGUUUCUCAUUCCUAGAUUGAAGCUGGUGCCGGCGCCGAUAGCUGAACCUUCCGAUCAACGGCGGAGCUACCGAAUCGCUGUGCUGGUUUCUUCUUUUCCAAUUUCCUGCAGUAUGGAGCGGCAGAGAUGGUUGACGGUGGCGAUUUUUGCUUGCCUGAUCGCUUUUUCAGUCGGAAGGGAGGUCAGAAUAAACCACAAGCACAGCGGUGAUACUAUUUCCUACAACCAUACUCUUGCCCAAAUCUUGGUGAAAUUUGCUUCUGCGGCAUACAUAUCUGAUUUAACAGAACUGUUUACUUGGACAUGUUCAAGAUGUGAUGGCCCGACAAAGGGGUUUGAAGUUAUAGAACUGAUUGUUGAUGUCCAGCACUGCUUACAGUCAUAUGUUGGAGUAUCAAAUAGUCUUAAUGCUGUUGUUAUUGCUUUUAGAGGAACUCAAGAAAACAGCAUACAGAACUGGGUUGAAGACCUAUACUGGAAGCAGCUUGACCUGAUGUACCCUGGAAUGCCAGACGCAAUGGUGCACCAUGGGUUUUAUUAUGCUUAUCACAAUACAACAAUACGCCCUGGGAUAUUACGUGCUGUUGAAAGAGCCAGGAAAUUCUAUGGGAACCUUGACAUCAUGGUGACUGGACAUUCAAUGGGAGGGGCAAUGGCAGCAUUUUGUGGGCUCGAUCUUGCUGUUAACUACAAAGCCCAGAAUGUCCAGGUUAUGACAUUUGGACAACCUCGUAUCGGCAAUUCAGUAUUUGCAUCUUUCUAUAGCAAUAUAGUGCCAAAUACAUUCCGAGUUACACAUGAACAUGAUAUCGUUCCCCAUUUGCCUCCGUUUUAUUCUUAUUUACCUAGAAAGACUUAUCACCACUUCCCAAGAGAGGUGUGGCUUUAUGAUAUCGGAUUCGGAAGUUUGGUUUAUCGAGUUGAAAAGGUUUGUGAUGAUUCUGGUGAAGACCCAUCUUGUAGCAGGUCUGUCUCUGGCAAGAGUGUUUCAGAUCAUUUGGUGUACUACGGUAUCGAGUUAAAUAGUCCAGCAUGGAGAUCAUGUAGAUUUGUAAUGAAUCCUCUUCUGGCGGCAUUUGGAACAACUGAUCUGAAAGGAAACAGAGUUUUCUCCAAGGAUCCUGAAAUUCCUGCUCUCAUAUUGAAUCAACAAUCAGUACUCCAUGGCGAAUCAGCAUGAUAGCUUAAAGAAGACGACGUUCGAGUCUCAGGACGGAAUAGCUGUAGACAAAUUGGGUAAUGACUGGUAAAUCAUUGUGGCGUUUUGGCUGGUAAUUCGUUAUGAAACCUUGUAAAUAACCAAGUUGUUUAUUUGUACAUAUGGGAAAACGUAUAGAUUGAUCGAAUCAUGUGUUACACUGAAAAUGGUUGGUCUUUAAAAUAAUAUAUGGAUAGAAGAAAAUUAGAACAACAUAAAUGAAA